This is a messenger RNA of Carcharodon carcharias (great white shark), 1421 nucleotides long. RefSeq names its product receptor (G protein-coupled) activity modifying protein 2 (gene ramp2). Gene Ontology annotation, cellular component: membrane; cell surface; signaling receptor complex. The transcript is spliced from 4 exons. The coding region runs from base 153 to 782 and encodes 209 amino acids. Lineage: Eukaryota; Metazoa; Chordata; Chondrichthyes; Lamniformes; Lamnidae. The record is from RefSeq and is a predicted model, not a curated record. Gene Ontology annotation, molecular function: coreceptor activity. Gene Ontology annotation, biological process: regulation of G protein-coupled receptor signaling pathway; protein localization to plasma membrane; cellular response to hormone stimulus.
GGUGGUGUUCCCAUGCAGUAAGGACACAUUAUCAGUUAAUGAUCAUUCUCUUCUUACCGGAUAAUGACACGCCUGCUGUUUCCUGUUUUCAGAACUGAGACUGAGAUUGUUUUAAACUCAUUGUUCAGUCAGUGACAGAAAAGAUCACAACCAUGGCGUUCUGUGUUCAGAUCAUUGCCUGCCGUAGACUGAUUCUGGCUCUUUUGUUGGCACCAAGUCUCGCUGAAUUCAUGACCAACAAUACUAACCUGUACCAAUUUAAUGCAACCAUGGAUCUAGGCUCCACAAUAGCACCAGGAUUCCAUCCUAAUCCUGUAUCAAAGCCUGAAUCCACAAUGGCAUAUACAGAGCAAGAAACUCUCACACCCAAUUUCAACAAUCCAGAGGGCAACGACACAGGAGCUUUGUUCCACAUUGAUUUGUUCGACAUAGCUUAUACAAUCUGCGGUGCAAGAUUUGAAGAACAGAUUCAGAGUAUUGGCUACCAGCAGUGGUGUAACUGGACGGUCAUAGCCAGCCUUUACAGUAACCUGACUGAUUGCUCGGAAAGGGUAAUGGAGCUUUGCAAUUCCUAUUGGCCAAAUGCAGUUGGUGAACAUUUAUUAAUUCUGAUGCAUACUCGGUACUUUAAGGAUUGCAACAUGGUGGAGAACCGAACUCUGAUUGACCCUCCCGAAAACAUUGUGCUGGGGCUGAUCAUCGCUCCAAUCUGUAUCAUUCCUAUCAUGGUGGCACUGGUGGUCUGGUGCAGCAAGAACACUGAAGCCAACACCAAAAAAUAAAGCAGCCCAUUCGUUCCAUCCAUUUUUAUAAUUCCUUUUAUCCACCCUGAACUCCUCUUAUCACAUCUCUUUUUUCAGUUCAACGUCAAAUCUGUUCAUAUUUCUCAUUAUUCCUCCCUGGAUCUAUGCUGCUUCCUGCUCUGCUACACUGCUCAGUUUUUGCACUUUCCCUCCAUCUCCUCAAACUCUCUGAAUCCUUCGGCACGUUUAACCACACCCUCCUCUCCAAGAACUCGCCGCCGUUCAGCAUCUGAAUGGGUCCUGCCCUCGGCUGCUUCCACUGUUAUGUAUCCAGUCGUAAGCAGAGAAAAUGAUGUAGUGGCUUCUCUUUCACUCCCACAGCAUUACAGCUGGCAGCAGGUCACCAUCCACAUUUAUACUGUCAACAUCCAGCUUGAUUUCACCAUCACCUCACUCAACCUCUCCACUGCCUUGGAGUUGUCACACUUAUAUUCCAAUCUCUGUUCUUGAAUGAGCUACAAUUUCCUCCAAUUGCUAAGACACCUACUUUCACCACAACACAUUCACCACAACCACCACCACCACCACAACCACAACCACCACCACCACCACCACAACCACCACAACCACAACUACCACAACCACCACUAACACAACCACAACCACAACCACAUCUAC